Molecule: messenger RNA, 677 nt
Organism: Cuscuta epithymum
Lineage: Eukaryota; Viridiplantae; Streptophyta; Magnoliopsida; Solanales; Convolvulaceae
Source: the annotation of a GenBank genome assembly
UAUUUCUAUAUAAUUAUCCCAGCUCGCAGCUAGUUAGCUGCUCAAAUUUAAUUGGCGGAGCGCCGCCGAUCGGGUUGAAUUCCGACACGUAUAUAUAUAUCCGGUCAGAGUCAGAAUGAUUGAACUGUUCUGUGGUCUGGUGUGUUUGGAAGCGGCGGUGAUAAUUGCGCUUCUCUUCAAAACGCCGUUGAGGCCACCGCUUGUGACGGCGUUGGGGUUGCUAAAGCGAGGGAGGGGCCCACUGAUAGCUAAGACCGUGUUCGGCACCUUAUUUAUGAUGCUACUCGGCAUUUUCUACGACAUUUCCACGCUUAAGACCACUAAUCACAUUCUUCGCGCUUAUUAUCUUCUCGAAGCCUCAUUCUUAGGCUUUUCUCUAUUCUUAGCGAUGGUUGUAGAGAGGAUCCACUAUUAUCUUCCGAGGAUGGAUACUGCAGAGGAAAAGUUGGACUAUUUUUCCAAAAAAAACAUAAAUAGCUCUCUACCAAACUAGUAGCAACAGGCUACACGACUCAGCUAGUCCGGCCGAAGCACCACCACAGACGACACUGAAUGACAAAACAUCAUAUAUCGAUCAUUAAAUUAACACACACAAACCACUCAUAAUAAGUUUUAUACUCCGUAUAUUGUAUGUGUACUUAAAGUAGUUCAACCCUAAUAAUGAAGCUAGCUUUUCA